CUUAAAGCUAUAGCUAGUUUCACAACAAACUCUUUCCCCUCUUGUUUAGCUUCCAUUUUUGAAGUUUAAACCUCAGUUUUCAAACCAUAGGAUCGAACUCAAUUCGGGAUUCGAUCCUAUUGGUUUUAACAAGUUUUUUUACUAAACAAACAUCCAACAACUAAGAUGGACAAGGUAAUGAGAUUGGCCUCAGAGAAAGGAGUAGUGAUCUUUAGCAAGAGCUCAUGUUGUCUGUGCUAUGCAGUCAACAUUUUGUUCCAAGAACUGAGAGUCCAUCCAAUUGUUCAUGAGAUUGAUCAAGAUCCUGAAGGCCGCGAAAUGGAGAAGGCCCUUUCGAGGCUCGGGUGCAACGCGCCAGUGCCUGCUGUAUUCAUUGAUGGGAAGCUUGUUGGCUCAACCAAUGAAGUCAUGUCUCUUCACCUAAGUGGCUCCCUGAUUCCUCUGCUCAAGCCUUACCAGGCUCUAUCUUAAAUUAACACUUGUCUCCAAUAAUAUGUUGGAAAAACAAAAAACAAAAAAAAAACAAAUAAUAAGAUGGCUCAGAAUAAUUAGUUUGUUGUGGUUGGUAGUGAGAGAGAAAGAGAGAGAGCUUUGUAUUUGAAAGUAUAUAUACUACUGUAUCAUCUGUCAAGUGAUCUGUAUUGUAGCAUUUAAUUAGCUGGUGUAGCUUGUGAUCUGUUUCCUAUUCUUAUUAAUGAAAAAUUAGCUUUUAUUAUAUA
Messenger RNA from Cannabis sativa, 719 nucleotides. Its product is annotated as glutaredoxin-C13. NCBI's taxonomy places the organism in Eukaryota, Viridiplantae, Streptophyta, Magnoliopsida, Rosales, Cannabaceae. Gene Ontology annotation, cellular component: cytoplasm; nucleus. The coding region runs from base 166 to 471 and encodes 101 amino acids. The transcript has a single exon. The record is from RefSeq and is a predicted model, not a curated record.